CAUCCAUAUAUAUCACAACCCAACGUGCAACAUUCGUAGCCUAUAUUGUUGCAAAUUGAAGUAGUGUAACUGUUGCUAUCUCAAGGCUGCAUCGUUGUAACAUUGUAAUAUUCAUUUGAUUCAUUUGGAGUGAUUUCAAUAAGCUAUUAGUAAUUGGACAUAUUUUUCCUAUGUUAAAAUGGUUAUGCUUGAAUUUGACGCACUUCGAACAUGUGGGCUGCCUGUUGAGAUGCCAAUAACGUUUCCCUGACGUUUUUGUCUGCCUUCUCAAUCCCGAGGAAAUGGACUCGCCUCCCAUUUUUUAUUGCCCAGUGUCCUGGGAGGAAAGUAACUUGGUGUUGAAGACGACAAUGAAAAAAAUAGCCUACAUGAGAGGGUUGAUUUAAAACGACUUGUGUCUUAACACUUUUGAACUCAUUCAAAUUCUAGUCUAUUACAGUUUUUGUUCGUGGGGCUGGAUUCGAUUUGUUUUACUGAAUGAGCCUGAUCGACAAACGGUCCGUUCUUGACAACAUUCCAUUUUCAAAAGUAGUUGGAACUCCGUGAGAAAUAGAGAUGCGCUCAUUAAAGGAAAUGGGUAUCACACAUACAUCCGGAAAACGCAUCCACGCGCCACGGCUGCCUCGCAUGAUGUCAAUAUGUUUUAACAAUACAAAGGAUUCCUUCAAGGACCUCGAUUGAGAUACCGCAGAUGCGCGCUUGUCAUGGGUGCGUCAACUCGGUUAUUUUGCUCUGCUCCAUAUGGUUUUGGAGCGCUUAUGUAAUGAGACAACCGGGAAUUAUUAAGUAGGACUAGCCUGCAUUGAUACAUAUCAGGACAAUAUGGCUGAUCAGAGUAACAUCCAGUCUGCUGCUUCCAAAAGCAUCCGGCCGUUCAAGUCCAGCGAGGAAUACCUGUAUGCCAUGAAGGAGGACCUGGCCGAGUGGUUUAACACGCUGUAUGACCUGGAUAUAACAGCGGACACCUUUAUGGAAGGGCUGGAGACUGGCUGUGCCCUCUGUCGGCAUGCCAACAAUGUGAAUCAUGCAGCGCUGGACUUCCAGAUGGAGUACCCGGAGCUGGCACAGUCAUUGAGGAUGCCAACCAAGGAUGUGGUUUUUCAAUCGCGCAACGUGGUCCCUGGGUCGUUUUUGGCUCGGGAUAACGUGUCCAAUUUCAUCAGCUGGUGUCGUCAGGAGCUCUGGAUCAAGGAUGUUCUGAUGUUCGAAACCAACGACAUAGUGGAGAAAUGCAACGAGAAGAACUUUGUGCUGUGCCUGCUGGAGGUGGCGCGGCGCGGGGCCAAGUUCGGCAUGCUGGCCCCGAUGCUGAUCCAGCUGGAGGAGGAGAUCGAGGAGGAGAUCCGGGACCAGGAGAACCAGGGGGAGCCCAGUCCAAGCCUACUUCCAAUAAGCAGGGCUUUCGUUCGCAAGGAGAGUGUGGUUGAUGAACCCGAGCCUGCCCCUUAUGCACAUUGGCAACAGAAACAGAGGGUGCUGUGUGACAUGAGAAACUUAGAUGAGUUGGUGCGGGAGAUCCUGGGCCGCUGCUCCUGCCCCGCCCAGUUCCCAAUGACCAAGGUGUCUGAGGGGAAGUACAAAGUGGGAGACUCCAGCGCUCUGAUUUUCAUACGGGUCCUACGUACUCAUGUGAUGGUGCGUGUGGGCGGGGGAUGGGACACGUUAGAACACUAUCUGGACAAGCAUGACCCCUGCCGCUGUGCCGCCUUCGCUCACCGGUAUCACCAGGCCAAAGCCAGCGGGCAGGGUGCCCACAGCAAGUCCUCCAGCGCCCACUCCUCCCGCUCCACCAGCCCAGGCCCACACUGGCGUAAUGAGGGCAUUGCCCCCUAUAAGCCGCCUGACAGACGUUCCCAGGGCCUGGAGCCUCCGUGUGCCCCCUCGUCCACCCGGCCUGGCCGCUCCCACCACCCCUCCCUCCCCACGGAGCUCGACUCCAACGCAGGACGCACCCCCCUGCUACCACGACCACCACGGGACCGCUCAGAACCUCGACACUUCAACCCUCUCAGGUCUAAGGACUCGUCAUUGAUGCCAGUGACCCGCCGUCUAUCAGGGGACAGCGACUCCUCUACAGCCUCCUCUAAGGGAGGAGGAGGGGCAGGGGGAGGCCGCUUCUCUCUGGGAGGCACCCGUCGCGCCGGAGAGGAGGUGGUCCUGCUGGUCAACAGGAAGGAGGGGAAGCAUUUGAUCGAAAGGCCUGGAGGAGGAGGAGGUCAGAUCCCAGCCCUGUGCCCCCCAAUGCCCCGCGCACGCAGCCACUCCCGGGAACGCCCUGCCCCUGCUGCCAUCCUCAAACCCAGCCCCCCACAGGGACCCUCUGACGGGCUCAGGACCAGUCGUGGGGACAGAGGCCGCUCUCUGGGGCCCGAAGGCCCCCGCAGGCUCCAGGCCCCGCGUUCCCACAGCCAGGGGAAGAUGCCCAGCCGGAGUCGAACCAACGAUGCCAGCCCUGGAUCUUGUCCCCGUCACGGGGCCUCUCAGCCCCCAUCCUCUGACAGACGAGAGGAGCUGAGGGCCAAACAACUACCCCCUGCCUCCCCCAGAAUCAGUGGAGGUUUCUCCAGGAGACAAUCGUCCUCCUGCUCUAAUUCGCCUAUCAAAGGACUUCAGAGCAGCAGCCCCAGUAAGAAGACUAUGGUGGCUCCCAGGCCCCCUGCUCCACGCUCCCCCUCAGUAGGGAAGAGUAGGCUGCUGCCCCCAGUCUCCCAGGCAGGCCGACGCUCUCCACACUCCACUUCCCCCCGCUCCUCUCACUACCAUGGGCAUGGACCCCGCUCCCCUCGAACCUCCCACGGCCCUCGCUCCAAUGGACAUGGCCACAGGGGGUUGGCCGGCUCUGAGCGACAGGAACCCGAGGAGGAGGGGCUAGGCUAUAAGUUCCAGAUGCUGCCCAAUCUGGACCCCCAGAAGGAGCAGGACCUGUACCGCAGCUUCGAGGCUGAGUUCCUGGCUAACACAGGGCAGGGCAAAGUGGGGCCCAGCAGACCAAAGGGGGGAGGCAGCUUUCAGCUGCCCGCCUCCUCACAUCCACAACAGGGGGUUGGGACCCAAAACCUCCCCACACCUGCCUCUGCUGACCCUAACGUUACUGACUCUGCCUACUCCUCAUCCAACUCCUCCACCUCCUCAAUCAACGUGGGGGGGAAGGUAGAAGCUCUGCCUGACCUCCGGGAGUCCAAGAGAACUAACCCACAUUCCUGUGGAAGACUAGAGAAUACCCUGGCCCCACUGCAUGGCCAUAGCCCGGGCGGAUUAUCUAACGGUGGUCACACAGAACCAGUGCGCUGGAGCGGGCGAGGUGGAGGUCUCAGGAAGCUCCCUGCCAUCUCCAGUUCCAUGGAGGAAGGGGAGCUCCUGUCCUUCCCUGGCCAGAGAGACUCAGAGCUGGGCAUAGCUCUCAGCCAUACCCCCUCACAACUUCCUUUCAACCCCAGGAGCAUGAAUGUGGGCCAUGCCAGUGGUGCUCCAGCAGAGGUGCUGAUGGAGAGCCAGCAAGGUCAGCUGGGCUGGGGCUCAGGGCCUGAGGGAGACGUUCCUCUGGAGGAUCAACAACCAAGCUUCCCCUAUGACCUGGAGGAUGGAGACCCCAACGAUGACCUCCCUCCCCCAGAGUUUUGUCCCUCACCCAUCCCCCUUCCCCCCUCUGAGGACUGCUCAUUCCAGGAAGACUCCUCCAGUGAAAGCUCCUCCAUGUGCUUCAGCCUGAGUGAAUCACGCUCAGAGUCCUCUCCUCCACCUCCCCCGCUAGCCAAUAGGGAUGCUGUUGAUGGUGGUGUGGUCCUCCGGCCGAAGAGGGUAGGUAAGAAGGCUGACAGGAUGCCCUCGAUCUAUAAACUCAAGCUGAGGCCCAGGGUCAGGCCCCGUACAGACAACCGGCCAGAGAACAGCCCAUCACGUAUCCCCACCCCAGUCAGCUACAGAGACCUGCAGGCCAUGGCCAACCUCACCCCUCUCCAUACCCCUACUCCGCCACAGUCCCCUCAGAGCUCACAUUCCAACGGCCACCCAGCCUCACGCAAGGCCCUGCACCAGGCCUUCGGCGACCUAAUCCACCACCAGUCAUGCUCCACCGCCAUGGGCAGCAGGGACCGCACCUACUCCGUAGAGUCAGGGAGCGGCCUGGACACUGAGGCCUGGAUGUAACACACAACUAACUCAUCAUGAUGAUGCUGAUACAGAACAGUUUGUUGUCAAAUUAAAACUGACUACUGUCUAAAAAAGACUGGAGAUCGGGCUGCAGACUAUUUUUAUAGAACAUGUCACAGUCGCACACUCACUCUUUUUGUCACUUAGGCCCUUUCCUGUCUAUAAUGGUCAGGGUUUCACUAUCCCGUUCUAUUAUUUGCACUCAAAACCAAAUUAUUUAUUUCCAAAGGAACGAUCCAGAAUCUAAGGCUAUUGUUUAAGUUGAAUGGUUUCUUUGUAAUUAUGGGGAUGUUUUGAUGAAUCAUAAAGUGUCUAAUACAAGGCAGGCAGCUGUCUUGAAUGCCCCAUGUUUUGCUGCCAUACAGAGAGAGAGAGAGAGAACAUAUGUGCUGUUAUAUGCAUCACUGAGGGGCAUGAAGAAGUGCCAGGGCCGAGGAAGAGGAAAGAACCCCAGGCAGGAGCAGUGAAUCACAAGCGUCAUCAAGUCAACUGGACUGGCUCCCUCUAGUGGACAGUGUAUGCCACAGCAUCUCUGUCCGCUUUGAUAAAAUACUGGUGAGGUGAGCAGCACUGUAAAAUAUACUUUCUUGCUCUCAUUCUACGUACUGCCACUCACCCUCUGCUAGUUACCCCCCGUCAGUGGACAUCUUUACAGAUCUAAUCUGUAUUGGACUCAUAUAUAAAAACAAUACUCUACGAUACUUUACUGUACAAUGUUCACAAAUAACAGUCUUUUGGACUUUAUAUACACUACAUAUUCCAUAUGUGCACUGCUACUCACCUUCCGCCACCAACCCCCUGCAUCCUGAGUUGUUCAUUGUCAUACAUGUAUGAUGUCACUUUCUCACUGCCAAUCCAUAUGGCCAUGAUUGAGUGAUGUCUGUUUUUUGAGCUUUUAGUGUGAAAAUAUACAAAGCAUUUUCUAUGUGUUAACUGCAGUCUGGGGUAAGAGUAAGAUGAUUAUGUGUCAUUGUCACUGAAACAGCAAUGUUGAAUACUUCCAAUGAUCCAGAGUUAUCUGAACUUGGAAAUCAACACUAAAAUAUGUAUACAAAAGUGGAUGAAUAUGCAUAAAUGUGUACAUGUGUAUAUACAGUUGCAAGAAAAAGUAUGUGAACCCUUUGGAAUUACCUGGAUUUCUACAUAAAUUGAUCAACAAAUGUGAUCUGAUCUUCCUCUAAGUCACGACAAUAGACAAACACAGUGUGCUUAAACUAAUAAUACACAAAUUAUAGUAUUUUUCUUGUCUAUAUUGAAUACAUAAUUUAAACAUUCACAGUGUAGGUUGGGAAAAGUAUGUGAACUCCUAGGCUAAUGACUUCUACAAAAUCUAAUUGGAGUCAGGACUCCGAUAACCAGGAGUUCAAUCAAUGAGACAAGAUUGGAGAUGUUGGUUAGAGCUGCCCUGCAAUAUAAAAACACUCACAAAAAGUGAGUUUGCUAUUCACAUGAAGCGUUGCCUGAUGUGAACCAUGCCUCGAACAAAAGAGAUCUCAGAAGACCUAAGAUUAAGAAUUGUUGACUUGCAUAAAGCUGGAAAGGGUUACAAAUGUAUCUCUUAAAGCCUUGAUGUUCAUCAGUCCAUGGUAAGAUAAAUUGUCUAUAAAAGGAGAAAGUUCAACACUGUUGCUACUCUCCCUAAGAGUGGCCGUCCUGCAAAGCUGACUGCAAGAGCACAGCACAGAAUGCUCAAUGAGGUUAAGAAGAAUCCUAGAGUGUCAGCUAAAGACUUACAGAAAUUUCUGGAACAUGCUAACAUCUCUGUUGACGAGUCUACGAUACGUAAAACACUAAACAAGAACGGUGUUCAUGGGAGGACACCACGGAAGAAGCCACUGCUGUCCAAAAAAAACAUUGCUGCACAUCUGAGGUAUGCAAAAGAGCACCUGCAUGUUCCAGUAGUUCUGUGGACAGAUGAAACUAAAGUUGAGUUGUUUUGAAGGAACACACAACACUGGAGAAACAGCUCACCAGGCCUCGGCCUGGACAGCUUGCUACGCUAUCAUUGACGGAAAAAUGAAUUCCCAUGUUUAUCAAGACAUUUUGCAGGAGAAUGUAAGGCUCUGUCUGCCAAUUGAAGCUCAACAGAAGUUGGGUGAUGCAACAGGACAACGACCCAAAACACAGAAUGGCUUCAACAGAAGAAAAUAUGCCUUCUGGAGUGGCCCUGUCGGAGUCCUGAUCUCAAACCGAUUGAGAUGCUGUGGCAUAACCUCGAGCGGUUCACACCAGACAUCCCAAGAACAUUGCUGAACUGAAACAGUUUUGUAAAGAGGAAUGGUCCAAAAUUCCUCCUGACUGAUGUGCAGGUCUGAUCCGCAACUACAGAAAACGUUUGGUUGAGGUUAUUGCUACCAAAGGAGGGUCAACCUAUUAUUAAAUCCAAGGGUUCACAUACUUUUCCCACCCUGAACUGUGAAUGUUUACACAGUGUGUUCAAUAAAGACAUGAAAACGUAUAAUUGUUUGUGUGUUAUUAGUUUAAGCAGACUGUGUUUGUCUAUUGUUGUGACUUAGAUGAAGAUCAGAUCAAAUUUCUUGACCAAUUUAUGCAGAAAUCCAGGUAAUUCCAAAGGGUUCACAUACUUUUUCUUGCCACUGUACAUGUAUACUUGCAUAAAGAUGUGGGUAUAGUGUAUAUAACAAAAAUGAAUUAUGAAAUGUGUAAAUAUUCACUGUAUGGGGUUUUAUGCUGCCUUAGCUAUGCAAUAUUGCUGUUGGAAAUGCCUUGACAAUUCCCUUGGCCUUAAAAUGUGUGUGAGUUUGGUUUGAGAACGUUGGUGCCCAACAACACCCAUUCAUUCUUGAGUGUGAAUUCAUUGUCAUCGCCAUCAGUUUUUUUCUCAAUGUAGAAUUGCCCAAAACAUUCAAUAAAAAGCACCAUAUUAUUUGCAAUGGAUUUGUAUGAUAGAUACGUAGACAAACCACUCUCUCAUCAAAGGAUAUUUAGUGACAUCUAGUGGUUGAAAAAAUAUGUUCUCAUUUGAAUGAAAUUCCUUCACGGUGGAAUGACAGGGACUGUGCUGCAGUGGGUUUUCAGUAAAUGGAUGGCACAAGCCGAGUGGAAAGAGUUUGUUUGUGUGUGUACGUCUUUCAGUAAACUGAAUCGAAGUGUACAUUCUGUAUAGGAUUAUGUACCAGGUGUCAAUGGGAAUGUGGGUAGAGUUGAAGAAAAGCAGGGAGGGAUGUUGUUGGUCUUGUUUAUUUAUGAAUUGGUCUCGAGUGACGGGUGGGGCUCUAAGUGAAAAACAACACUGUAUGUAGAAUCUAAAGCCAGUGAGAGCCCAAAAUAAGUUAUAAAAAAAUACAUGAAAAAAUGGUGUUAGAACUGUGGCUCUCGAUUAUCAUAAUGGUUUUAGCCAGAGCCAAUAGUUUAGUAAUGCACAAGGUUCCAGGGACCUAAUCCAAUCUCUGCAGACAGUUGAGACCAUUUCUGAGGAAGUUUUCAUGUAUUUUUGUCUUUGACUUGGGGAUUUUGAUUGUUAAAAGAUUUGCUUUUAACAUGUUUUAUUUUGCCAAUUAAUGUCCACACAUCAACCAAAUAGAAAAUACAGCAGAAGCUGUUAUGCUUUUAAAAGAUCCAGAAUCUGAAUUUAUUUGCCAUAUAAAGGGAACACUCCAGCAAUGAAUAUAGCCAAUCCAAGAGGGUCAAAGGUUUUGUUGAUGACUACACAGGAAUGAGCCAACCUACACACAGCCUAGGCUUUUAACUGCUCAAAGAUACAGUUCAAACAUAGUUAAACCUCCACUGCCAUAAAGGCUCUGUUUGCAUUAUUAGCCAACGUACAUUUUCUCUCUUCUCUGACCAAUGAGAAGUUGAUCAACCUUUUCAUUUCAUUGCUUUCACGUGUAGCUGUCUUUAAAAAAAAGAUGUCUAUAUGUGUUUUAUUUUCAAUUAAAUUGUUCAAUUAUGUAAUAUGUUUAAAAUAUUAAAACAUGCAUGAGUUAGCAGGUGACAGGUUUUACCAGUAGUUUUACAUGUUUGUGACAUUAAGAAAACCAUAGGCCAAUGAUUGAAUUUGUCAAUUCAACUAUGAUUGCAAAAUUAUUAUUUGGUAAAAAAAUUAUCUUAGUGUGCAAAGUUGCAUGUCAACUCUUACAUUGUGUGCUUGGUUUUUGUUUGUCAAAUGCUGCUUUGUAAAUUCCAGAACUUUCUCUCUCUCUCUUUUGAGCUCCCUUUUUAUCUCUCUGAAAUCUAUGUCUAAAUGGCAUAACACAAAGUAAUGAAAUGAAACGGAUCAUAACAUACAUUUUGAAUGUUCAUUUGAAUUUAUUUUAGUGUUUAAGCGUUAUCUGCUGAUGUUAUCUUCUAUCAAACAAUGACUUAAUAAAUGUACUGAAGAGUGCUUGACAUUGUGCAAUUUGUCUGUAUUAAUUAGCAAUACUGCAAUACCAAGACUUCAUUUGUUCCUUGAAAAUGAAUUGCUGUCAAGUUGUUCUUGUAAUAAAAUAUGUUCUUUUGAUUUUGUUUA
Salvelinus fontinalis (brook trout) is the source of this 8620-nucleotide messenger RNA. Its product is annotated as GAS2-like protein 1. Gene Ontology annotation, biological process: regulation of microtubule polymerization or depolymerization; protein localization to microtubule plus-end; microtubule bundle formation. The coding region runs from base 823 to 4146 and encodes 1107 amino acids. Gene Ontology annotation, molecular function: actin filament binding; cytoskeletal adaptor activity; microtubule binding. The transcript has 6 exons. NCBI's taxonomy places the organism in Eukaryota, Metazoa, Chordata, Actinopteri, Salmoniformes, Salmonidae. The record is from RefSeq and is a predicted model, not a curated record. Gene Ontology annotation, cellular component: microtubule plus-end; stress fiber; cytoplasm.